AUGCACGCGGGGCGGAUGCCGAGGCUAAUGCGGCUGCACAAGGAAGCGGGCAACAGCUCUGUGUUGGUGCGCUUCGUGGCGGACCCCCCUACCACCACGAUGCAGCGCCUGAAGGCGACCCUCACGGUAUCGAUACCCCAUACACCUGAGACCAUCGGAAAUGAGGCGGUCUUCCUACCUUCCUUGAUGUUGGCAAGAGCUUCUCGGCGUCUGCUGUUGUGGAGGACAACUUGA
Molecule: messenger RNA, 234 nt
Organism: Ostreobium quekettii
Lineage: Eukaryota; Viridiplantae; Chlorophyta; Ulvophyceae; Bryopsidales; Ostreobiaceae
Source: the annotation of a GenBank genome assembly